AUGGGUAGUACUGACGGAACUGUUGAUUCUUCGAGUCCAAUAUUCCUCCAUCCCUCCAAUAUCCAUGGGAUUUCCUUAGUCCACACACCUUUCUCUGGUACUGGAUUUGGUGGGUGGAAAAUAUGUAUAAUUGUGUCUUUGUCUGCUAAGAAUAAAAUUGGUUUCGCAGAUGGUACUUGCCCCAAACCUGUUGAAAAUUCUCCACACAUUAAACAAUGGAACAGAUGUAAUAAUAUGGUCAUAUCUUGGUUGGCCAGUUCACUUUCUCCAGAAAUUGAUGAGAGUGUUCAAUAUUCAGAAACUGUUGAGACCAUAUGGGAACAAUUAAAUAAAAGAUAUGGUGCAGUUAAUGGGACGAAGGUUUUUGAGAUAAAGAAAGAACUUGCUUUCACUAUGCAAGGAGCUCUUGAUAUAGCUUCCUAUUUAACCAAACUUAAAAAAUUAUGGGAUGAAUUGAGGGUAAUGCGUAGUAAUAAAAUAAAUGUUUGUGCAUGUCCUAUUAGAGCAGAACUUCUGAAAGAGGAAGAAGAGGAUAGAGUCCACCAAUUUCUGAUGGGUUUGGAUGGGAUAUAUGUUGGGUUAGGAGUAACAUUUUGA
Molecule: messenger RNA, 597 nt
Organism: Nicotiana attenuata
Lineage: Eukaryota; Viridiplantae; Streptophyta; Magnoliopsida; Solanales; Solanaceae
Exons: 1
Coding region: 1-597 (198 amino acids)
Source: RefSeq, a predicted model, not a curated record